Messenger RNA from Vicia faba (fava bean), 1899 nucleotides. Lineage: Eukaryota; Viridiplantae; Streptophyta; Magnoliopsida; Fabales; Fabaceae. The record is from the annotation of a GenBank genome assembly.
AUGAAGUGUUUCGCACUGUGCUUGGUUUCUUUCUGGGUUCUCUUUGCUUUCUUAUUUCAGAGUGUGUCAUCCCGAAAUUUAUCUGUGAGUGCCAUAAAGCAAGCUGCCUCGCCGCCGAGAGGUUGGAACUCGUAUGAUGCAUUUUCGUGGAUAAUUUCUGAACAAGAAUUCUUACAGAAUGCCGAAAUUGUUUCUCAGCGUCUCAGUGCUUUUGGAUACGAGUAUGUUGUGGUGGAUUACCUCUGGUAUAGGAGGUUUGUAAAUGGUGCUAAUAGUAAUUCUCUUGGAUUCGACGUGAUUGAUGAAUGGGGAAGGAUGGUCCCUGAUCCAGGAAGGUGGCCUUCUUCCAAUAAUGGGAAUGGAUUCUCUCAAAUAGCUAAAAAAGUGCAUAGCUUAGGUUUGAAGUUUGGGAUUCAUAUUAUGAGAGGGAUAAGCACACAAGCUGUGAAUGCAAACACCCCUAUCCUAGAUCCAGCAACGGGUCGUGCCUAUGAAGAAUCCGGUCGAGUGUGGCAUGCAAAAGACAUAGCAAUUCCAGAAAGGACUUGUGCAUGGAUGUCUAAUGGUUUCAUGAGUGUAAAUACAACGUUAGGAGCAGGAAGAGCUUUUUUGAAAUCACUUCACCAACAGUAUGCUGCUUGGGGUGUUGAUCUUGUGAAACAUGAUUGUGUGUUUGGUACUGACUUGGAUAUAAAUGAGAUCACCUAUGUAUCUGAGGUUAUCAGCCAGCUUAACCGCCCCGUUACGUAUUCUUUAUCUCCCGGACCUGGUGCGACACCAGCCAUGGCCAAGGAAAUCAGUGGACUAGUCAACAUGUAUCGCGUAACAGGCGAUGACUGGGAUAAAUGGUCGGAUGUCGAGCCUCACUUUGAUGUAGCAAGGGACUUUUCUAAUGCGAAUUUGAUAGGAGCAAAUGGUUUAAAGGGAAAUUCUUGGCCUGAUUUGGACAUGCUACCAUUUGGAUGGAUAACUGAUCCAGGUGCGAAUGAAGGUCCACAUAGGUAUUGUAGGAUGACUCUAAAAGAGCAAAAGUCGCAGAUAACUUUAUGGGCUAUAGCAAAGUCUCCCCUUAUGUAUGGAGGAGAUUUGCGGAAGAUCGAUCCUUUCACAUUCCGAAUGAUCACGGACCCUACCCUGCUAGAGAUUAAUUCUUUCAGCCUAAAUAAUAGGGAGUAUCCUUAUGCCAACGGCUUUGUGCAUUCGAAGAAUGAAGAUCACAAAGUAAAGAAAAUUACACAUUCAUUAGGCCUAACUAGCUGCGCUGAAUCGAAGGCAAGUGGUUGGACUGCGGAAAGUCUUGACCAUGAUCUUCAAAGAAUCUGUUGGAAAGUGGGUUUAGAAAACAAGAAUCAGAACCCUUUUUGUGUAAACAAGAGAGAACUUCAAUUCAAAUUAAACGGAGACAAUACGUAUCAAGAGAAAUAUCGCGGGAAAAAUCAUUUAGUUGCAACCAACGAAAUGAGACUUUGCAUGGAUGGUUCUCCAAAACAAAAAGUAACUGCCAACGAGUUAAAGAUAGGCACAUUUUCUCCUUGUACAUUGGAUUCAAAUCAGAUGUGGGAGCUAAACUCUAAUGGAACCUUGGUAAAUAGUUACUCUGGUCUUUGUGCAACAGUAAAUUCUGUUGAAGUUAAUUCUAACUCAGGUGGGAUUCGUUCAUGGGUUGCAACAGGAAGAAAAGGAGAAUUGUAUCUGGCUUUCUUCAAUCUGAGUGAUCAGGAGAUGACGAUAGAAACAACGACAUUAGAUUUGAAUAGGUUUCUCCCUGGCGGAGGCUUGCAUACAUGUCAAGGUACUGAAGUAUGGACUGGACAGAAAAUUGUACCAAGGGAAACUCGAGGGAUGAUAGCAGCAGAAGUUGGAGUUCAUGGAUGUGCAAUAUUUGCUUUUACUUGCUAA